Messenger RNA from Zea mays, 3703 nucleotides. RefSeq names its product putative DEAD-box ATP-dependent RNA helicase family protein. Gene Ontology annotation, molecular function: ATP binding; protein binding; RNA helicase activity. The coding region runs from base 1657 to 3276 and encodes 539 amino acids. The transcript has 13 exons. NCBI's taxonomy places the organism in Eukaryota, Viridiplantae, Streptophyta, Magnoliopsida, Poales, Poaceae. The record is from RefSeq and is a predicted model, not a curated record.
GCGCAUUCUCACACACACACAAUACAGGCGACUUGUCCUCGGCGCCUCCGCACCCCAUUUCCCUUUUUACGCCUACUUGACCCGGCAGCGUUCGGUGACGAAAAAAAAAACCCAAUCGCCUCCGCCCCCUCCCCUACUCCGGGCGCAGCCGCCGACGUCGCCACGCGCAUUCCGCCGCGCCAAUCGGGUACACGAGCAGGGCGGGGGAUGACGUCGUCGGCGUCCGCGCCGGCGUCCAAUGGACCGCGCUACGCGCCGCCGGAUCCAACGCUGCCCAAGCCGUGGAGGGGGCUCAUCGACGGCAACACGGGGUACCUCUACUUCUGGAACCCUGAGACCAAGGUUACGCAGUACGAGCGCCCCGUCGCGGCCGUGCCCAACUCCCCGCCGCAGCCGCCUGGCUACUCCAGGCCCGAGGAGAGGCCGAGAAGCAGCACACCUUCCGAGGUAACAACUAAGAGCAUCUCCAACAAAUCUCAAAAUUAUUUAUUCCAAUACAUGAGCAUUGGGAGCCCCCUAAGAUUUAAAUUCCUGAAAAAAGUGUCAAUACUUCAACAACUCUCAAUAUUUUCGAAAAACCUAAAAUGAAUCUGUUGUUGAGCCCACAAAACCUGUCUGUCGAUCAUACCUGUCACACUGUUUUUCUGCGUCACCCAUCCUUCGUUCCUCCCUGCGCCGCCGAUCUGCUUCAUGUGUUGGCGCAAGCUUCAGACGUGAUCUGCUCCUCGCCUCAGGUUGCCUCCGUUGACGUGUGGGAGCAGCUGCAGGUACUCAUCUCUCCGACAGUGCUGUCAAUCUAUCAAAACAGUGCUGCAGUAGAAAAUCAUGAUAUAAAGCAAAUUCAGUACCGCCAACAUACAACGGACCAGUUCUCCAAAACAGAACUAACUGAAGGUUGAAAAAUGAACAACCUGUCCAAGUUAGCUGAAACAAAUAGCUUCAGCACUGAAACAAUAGACUGAAACAAAUAGCUUCCAGCUAACAGAAUUUUGCAGGUGCCAAGGUGGAUGUAACCCAGCCUUCAGUAGUUCAACAGAAUAUAAAUCAAGCUGUUGGUCAACAAUCAUCAUCUGGUACAGGAUACAAGGAAAGGACCAUCACAUUCCAUUUAAUAUGUCUGCAUUUUCUUAAUUAGAACACCACAUCAUCUUGGUGCGAUGAAGAAGUGCAUGCCAGUGCCAUAUGCGGAACUUGUCAUGGACUUGCAAAUCUUGGAAGGCCAUUACCUCGAAAUCAUCAGCCGCCGUAGAUGAAUUUUGUGUCACUGUCGCCAAAGAAGCUUUUGUCGGCGAUUCACCAUUUGCGGGAUCCAUCGAUGUUGAGCGUUUGCGGGAAGAGAGCACCAGCCGCCUCAACAGGGCGUCGUCCUCCACAACCCACACAAAAUCAAGUCAGCAGGUUCUGGCGGAGGCGCGAAACGGAAAAUAGUGUGGCAAUAAGAAAACCGGCAGGUGAUUGGGAGCUCAGUGCGCGGCGAAGGUUUGCGCUGCGGAUGAGCGGAGCUCGGAAACCACGGUGAGCCGCCCGCAGUAUGCACCUCUCUCGGAUAACAGGGCAAGGAAUGACCACUCGGAGCCACAUUAUGCAUCUGGAGUGAACCUUUCACAAAGUGCUCCUUCCACUAAUCAAGUUUCUCAGGCUGCCAGUGGAAACCAAAUGUCGACAGAAGCAUAUCGUGCUAAGCAUGAGAUUACCAUCAUCGGCAACGAGUCACCUGCACCAUUCAUGACAUUUCAGUCCACAUGCUUCCCAUCAGAUAUUCUAAGGGAGGUUCUGCAAGCAGGAUUCUCUGCACCAACUCCUAUCCAAGCUCAGUCAUGGCCAAUUGCUAUGAAGGGUAGGGAUAUAGUAGCUGUGGCAAAGACAGGUUCAGGAAAAACACUGGGCUAUCUCCUCCCAGGGUUUAUUCUUCUGAAGCGCCUGCAUCAUAAUUCAAGGGAAGGUCCAACAGUAUUAGUUUUGUCCCCAACCAGGGAAUUGGCAACACAAAUUCAAGAUGAAGCAAUCAAGUUUGGCAGAUCUUCAAGAAUAUCUUCUACUUGCUUAUAUGGAGGUGCUCCAAAAGGUCCUCAGCUAAGGGAGUUGGAGCGUGGUGCCGAUGUUGUUGUUGCAACUCCUGGGAGAUUGAACGACAUUUUGGAAAUGAAUAAAGUGAGCCUGCGCCAAGUAUCAUAUCUUGUCCUUGAUGAAGCUGACCGUAUGCUUGAUAUGGGAUUUGAGCCACAAAUAAGAAAAAUUGUGAAACAAAUACCACCUAGACGGCAAACUCUUAUGUACACUGCCACAUGGCCAAAAGAGGUUAGAAAAAUAGCGUCGGAUUUACUGAAUAACCCAGUUCAAGUUAACAUUGGAAACACUGAUCAGCUGGUUGCAAAUAAAUCAAUUACUCAGCAUGUGGAAGUUAUCCCACAUAUGGAGAAAUCAAGACGACUUGAUCAGAUCUUGCGUUCACAAGAUCCUGGAUCAAAAAUCAUAAUAUUUUGCUCCACCAAGAGGAUGUGUGAUCAGUUGGCUAGAAACCUAUCACGGCAGUAUGGUGCUUCUGCUAUUCAUGGUGAUAAAUCACAGGCUGAGAGGGAUUCUGUGUUGAAUGACUUCCGAAGCGGCAGGUGUCCAGUACUCGUAGCCACUGAUGUGGCCGCUCGAGGCUUGGACAUAAAGGACAUCAGGAUCGUGGUUAAUUAUGAUUUCCCAACUGGUGUGGAGGACUAUGUCCAUCGAAUUGGGAGAACAGGUAGGGCUGGCGCAACAGGAUCUGCCUACACAUUCUUUGGUGACCAGGAUUCAAAGUACGCUUCAGAACUUGUGAAGAUUUUGGAGGGUGCAAACCAGUCUGUGCCACCACAAUUAAAAGAAAUGGCCCUUCGUGGAGGAUAUGGUGGAAGAUCACGUCGAUGGGCAUCUUCUGAUGACUCUUAUGGUAGUCAGGGAUAUGGUGCUAAAAGAUCAACUGAUAGUUUCAAGAACAGCAGCUUCGGCAACCAGGCCGGGGGUGGUUCAAGCUUUCACUCGAGCUUCCAUAACAGCUCUAGUGGCAAUCAGUUCGGUGAUACUACAAGCUUUCAUGCCAGCUAUGGUAACAGCAGCCAGAACAAUCAGACGGGUGACAAUCCGAGCUUCCCACCCAGCUCCAGCAACAAUCAGUCCGGGGAUGGUCUCAGUUUUCAUGAAAGGUUCUAUGGAUCACGCGGAAGGGACGAGAGCAGAUCAAACAAUGAUGGAUUCCGUGCUAGGAGCAGAAGUCCUGGCAAGCCUGUGGAAGUUUCCAACUGGUGAUUGCAUCCACUAGGUGCAAUCCAAUUUUUGCGAUGGUGACGAAACCAAGUAAAAGAUGGUACCUCGACAAGUUAUAUUUUCCUCUUAUCCUGCUUAAAUCUAAGGAUGUCCUGGAACAUCACUAACUUAGGAUAUGGGUGAUGGUCUGAUCCCAAUGGACAAUGGUCUCCUACUUUCUUGAUUUGACGCCUGAGAGACGCCUGAUUCCAUACCAUAUGCCUGUGGUUGUAGUUUGUAAAAUGUUAAAAACUUGACUUUGCUAGUAUAUUUCCUAAUGCUAUAACCCAAUCCUGGGUAAACAGACGCAUGGGGAUGAAUUUUGGACGGAACCAUGGACAUUUGAUGUAUGUGUUUAAUGUUGUGUACAAUCUAUGUCGAAUUCUGUUGUAAGUGCCGUCCGCAUCGUUUUAUAUCUUUGUGCCCGUUA